This is a messenger RNA of Cynocephalus volans (Philippine flying lemur), 1611 nucleotides long. RefSeq names its product trophoblast glycoprotein (gene TPBG). Gene Ontology annotation, cellular component: plasma membrane. The transcript has a single exon. Gene Ontology annotation, biological process: negative regulation of canonical Wnt signaling pathway. Lineage: Eukaryota; Metazoa; Chordata; Mammalia; Dermoptera; Cynocephalidae. Gene Ontology annotation, molecular function: protein binding. The coding region runs from base 1 to 1263 and encodes 420 amino acids. The record is from RefSeq and is a predicted model, not a curated record.
AUGCCUGGGGGGUGCUCCCGGGGCCCCGCCGCCGGGGACGGGCGGCUGCGGCUGGCGCGGCUGGCGCUGGUCCUCCUGGGCUGGGUCUCCUCGUCCUCUCCCACCUCCUCGGCGUCCUCCUCCACCUCUUCGGCGUCGUUCCCGGCCUCCGCCGCGUCCGCCCGGCCCCCGCUGCCGGACCAAUGCCCCCCGCCGUGCGAAUGCUCCGAGGCGGCGCGCACCGUCAAGUGCGUGAACCGCAACCUGACCGAGGUGCCCGCUGACCUGCCCCGCUACGUGCGCAACCUCUUCCUCACCGGCAACCAGCUGGCCGUGCUCCCCGCUGGCGCCUUCGCCCGCCGGCCGCCGCUGGCCGAGCUGGCCGCGCUGAACCUCAGCGGCAGCCUCCUGGAGGAGGUGCGCGCCGGCGCCUUCGAGCACCUGCCCAGCCUGCGCCAGCUCGACCUCAGCCACAACCCGCUGGCCGACCUCAACCCCUUCGCAUUUUCGGGCAGCAAUGCCAGUGUCUCGGCCCCCAGCCCCUUGGUAGAACUGAUCCUGAACCACAUCGUGCCCUCUGCGGAGGAGCGGCAGAACCGGAGCUUCGAGGGCAUGGUGGCGGCAGCCUUGCGGGCGGGCCACGCGCUGCAGGGACUCCGCCGCCUGGAGCUGUCCAGCAACCACUUCCUUUACCUGCCUGGCGAUGUGCUGGCCCAACUGCCCGGACUCAGACAUCUGGACUUGAGUAACAACUCCCUGGUGAGCCUGACCUACCUGUCCUUCCGCAACCUGACACACCUAGAAAGCCUCCACCUGGAGGACAAUGCCCUCAAGGUCCUUCACAACGGCACCCUGGCUGAGCUGCAAGGCCUGCCCCAUGUCAGGGUCUUCCUGGACAACAAUCCCUGGGUCUGCGACUGCCACAUGGCGGACAUGGUAGCCUGGCUCAAGGAGACAGAGGUAGUACAGGGCAAAGCUAGGCUCACCUGUGCAUUCCCGCAGAAAAUGAGGCAUCGUGUCCUCUUGGAACUCAACAGCUCCGAUCUGGACUGUGACCCUAUCCUCCCUCCAUCCCUGCAGACUUCUUAUGUCUUCCUGGGUAUUGUUUUAGCCCUGAUAGGCGCUAUUUUCCUCCUGGUUUUGUAUUUGAACCGCAAGGGGAUAAAAAAGUGGAUGCAUAACAUCAGAGAUGCCUGCAGGGAUCACAUGGAAGGGUAUCAUUACAGAUAUGAAAUCAAUGCGGACCCCAGGUUAACAAACCUCAGUUCUAAUUCGGAUGUCUGAGAAACAUUAGAGGACACAACAAGGACAACUCUGCAUGAGGUAUAGACUUAAGCUUUACCCGUCCUAGGCUUGCUCCAUUUCCACUCUCCACUCUAGACAUCACUGAUCUUGAGAGCUGUUGAAGGGGAUUUGCAUCCUUGUUAUGUAAAGUUUCUUGGUAUGUUCAAUUAAUGUAAGACAAUGAACAACUGUGCAUAGUGUUUUACCCUCUUCCUUUUCUUGGAACUCCUCAACACGUGUGGAGGGAUUUUUCAAGUUUCAGCAUGAACAUGGACUCCUUGUGGUCUGUCUCUCUUAGUACAGUUCAAGGUGUAGCAAGUGUACCCACACAGAUAGCAUUCAACAAAA